Molecule: messenger RNA, 312 nt
Organism: Rhizophagus irregularis DAOM 181602=DAOM 197198
Lineage: Eukaryota; Fungi; Glomeromycota; Glomeromycetes; Glomerales; Glomeraceae
Source: RefSeq, a predicted model, not a curated record
ACAUAUCCGCCGAUCUGCGGAAUUAACAAAAUUCGUCUAAAUUAAGGAAUUUGACAAUAAUUUAAUAAAAAUUAGGUAAAUUAAGUUUUGCAAAAAUGAUCACACUUGUGCUACAUGAUCAUAUGACAAAUAUUAAGAAAUUAUUUCAACAAAAAGUAGCGUUAAAAAAAUUUUUUUCUUUCGUAAACUCCCUAUUAAACUCCCCAUCAACCCCCCAUCAACUUUUCAAACAGUUUUUACAUCAAGUAAGUUGAGAAUUUUUGCAAGUAUAUUUGUAAUUAUUUUAUAUUAGAUACAACUUGGAGCUGUUUU